GGAGUGAAGGGGAGGGGGGGGCUCCAAGUGCCUCGCGCCCCCGCCCUGCGGGUGUGUGGAGCGGGGCGUGUGUGUGUGUAUGUGUGUGUGUGUGUGUGUGUGUCUGUCCGUGUGUGUAUACACUCCUUCGGGGUGGGGGGGCUGGAGGGUCCGUCGGUCCGCCCAGCGCCCCGAGUGCGCGCGCUCUCUCGAGCUCUACUUCCCCUCAUCCUAUUUCCCUCCCUCCCCCCCACCCCUCUGCCUCCCUGCCUCCCUCCCGGCAAAAGGCACGCGCCGCCCCCUUCCGAGCAGCUUUCUGACUCUCGCGCCGCCGCUGCCGCCGCCGCUGCUGCUGCUGCAGCCGCUGGAGCCGGAAAGUUCGGGAGCCUUGAGGAGGAGGAAUAGGACAGAAGGAGGAGGAGAGAGAGGGUAGAAUGGAAGAAUCUCACUUCAAUUCUUCCCCGUACUUCUGGCCAGCAGUUCCCACAGUCUCAGGACAGAUAGAAAACACGAUGUUCAUCAACAAGAUGAAGGAUCAGCUGCUACCAGAGAAAGGCUGUGGUCUGGCUCCACCUCACUAUCCAACCCUGCUAACGGUGCCUGCCUCAGUACCCCUGCCAUCAGGCAUCAGCAUGGAUGCCGAUACCAAGCCAGAUCAACUGACACCACAUAGCCAGGCUUCAGUCACUCAGAACAUCACUGUGGUGCCUGUGCCAUCCACGGGACUGAUGACUGCUGGUCCAGGCUUGGUGAUCACAUCCCCCUCAGGCUCUCUAGUGACUACAGCCUCCUCAGCUCAGACCUUCCCCAUCUCAGCUCCCAUGAUUGUGUCAGCCCUUCCCCCUGGCUCCCAAGCCCUGCAGGUGGUCCCUGACCUCUCCAAGAAGGUGGCAUCAGCUCUGGCAGAAGAAGGGGGCGGGGGAGGUGGGGGUGGUGGGGGUGGUGGCACUGUGGCUUCCAAGCCUCCCCGGGGCCGAAAGAAGAAGAGGAUGCAGGAAUCAGGGCUGCCUGAGAUGAAUGACCCUUAUGUGCUCUCCCCUGAGGAUGACGAAGACCAUCAGAAGGAUGGCAAGACCUACAGGAGCCAGGGAAACUGCGGCACAGGAAAUGGACAGAGCCCUGGGCUCAUGGAUUCAGGCUCCACCACCAACUUGCUGUGUGACCCUGGGUGCCGGAUGUGUUCGCUGACCUUCUAUUCCAAGUCGGAGAUGCAAAUCCACUCCAAGUCACACACAGAGACCAAGCCCCACAAGUGCCCGCACUGUUCCAAGACCUUCGCCAACAGUUCCUACUUGGCACAGCACAUCCGUAUUCAUUCAGGGGCCAAGCCCUACACCUGUUCCUACUGCCAGAAGGCCUUCCGCCAGCUCUCUCACCUCCAGCAGCACACACGGAUCCACUCCAAGCUGCACACGGAGACUGUCAAGCCCCACAAGUGCCCGCACUGCUCCAAGACCUUCGCCAACAGCUCCUACCUGGCCCAGCACCUCCGUAUCCAUUCGGGGGCCAAGCCUUACACCUGUUCCUACUGCCAGAAGGCCUUCCGCCAGCUCUCCCACCUUCAGCAGCACACACGAAUCCAUACUGGAGAUAGACCAUACAAAUGUGCACACCCGGGAUGUGAAAAAGCCUUUACUCAACUCUCCAACUUGCAGUCCCAUAGACGGCAGCACAACAAAGACAAACCCUUCAAGUGCCACAACUGUCAUCGAGCAUAUACAGAUGCAGCCUCAUUAGAGGUACACCUGUCCACACAUACAGUGAAGCAUGCUAAAGUGUAUACCUGUUCAAUCUGCAGUCGUGCAUACACAUCGGAGACAUAUCUGAUGAAACACAUGCGAAAACACAAUGCUCCAGAUCUCCAGCAGCAGCAGGUAUCAGCAGUAUCAGCAGCAGCUGCAGCAGCAGCAGCAGUGGCCCAAGCUCAGGCUCAGGCUCAAGCUUCCCAGGCCUCACAGCAGCAGCAGCAGCAACAACAACAACAACAGCAGCAGCAGCAGCAGCACUUCCAGCCCCCUGGGGCAGCCCCCCAAGGUGGGGGUGGUGGGGACAGCAAUCCUAAUCCCCCACCCCAGUGUUCCUUUGACCUGACCUCCUACAAGACAGCUGAGCACCAUAAGGACAUUUGCCUCACAGUUACCACCAGCACCAUCCAGGUGGAGCACCUGGCCAGCUCCUAGAGACUUGAUUCCUUCUGACUGAGGGAAGAGAAGAGGUCCCAUCUCUGUCCCCCCAACCUGCACCCCUAUUACCACUCCCGUUCUCCCCUGGCAAGUGGCAGGAGUUGGCUCCACUUUCUUGGGCCUUUGGCUUCAGCUUCCCUCAAAGGACACCACUGUGCUCCUAGCUCUUUGCUCAAAGAGCAACAACUCUUUGGAUCUGAAAAGGAACUCUGAGUUGCUGAGUGGGGCCCAACUGUAUUCCCUACAAUCAUAUGGUGAAAGGGCUAUGAAAGUUGUAGCGGGGAAGGGGGUGGUGAGUAUUUAAGGAAGAGGCCUUCUUAUGGCCUCCUUGAAAUAUGCCAAACCUGAGAUCUUCCUCCAUAUACCUCCCACUUCAAAAGUUGGGUUAAUUCCCAGCAAAAAGGGAAAGACCAAGAGGUUGACCUCUUCAAGCUACUGGAAAGGAGGGAACCCUAGACCCAGCCCCUUGCCCUGUUUUCACAUACAGAAGGACAAGUUCAUUUUGUUCUCUAAUUUGGCCUCUGCUUUUGCUCUGCCUCAACAGGAGGGAGAUUUGUACGGGAGGGUAGGGGGCUGGAGUUAAGACCUCCUGGUAUGAAUCUCUGGAUUACUAAGAGACAGAGGCUGUGGUCCCCAAGGGGCCAAAGAUUCCCCAUAUGGUUUAAAAAAAAAAGGGGAGGAGUUUUCCUUGGAGUAUUGGUCCCUUUCCUUCCCCUUCCUCAGUCUUUCUUUGGUCCCCCAACCAAUCCUUUCCCCUCAUGGCCAAAGCCUUGCUUUCAGAGGCUUUCCCAUCCUUUAGCCUUGGGAGCCAGCUAGCCCCAAGGAGUUUCAGGACAUUUGUGUUCUUUAUGAAACCCGAAGCAAAGGGGACUAUAGAAAAGGGAGAGUUUGGACUGGACUUAGAUCCCUGAGGUAUUGGGGCCAUUUGAAUGGGACAUGGAUUUAUAUAUAAAUAUAUAUAUAUAAAUAUAUAUAUAUAUACACCCACUUACCACGGCCAUCUUUGUAACCGUUUCUUUGUUGUUUAUAAAUGCAUUAUCUCUGAGAA
This is a messenger RNA of Phascolarctos cinereus (koala), 3210 nucleotides long. The record is from RefSeq and is a predicted model, not a curated record. NCBI's taxonomy places the organism in Eukaryota, Metazoa, Chordata, Mammalia, Diprotodontia, Phascolarctidae.